Messenger RNA from Colletotrichum chrysophilum, 3225 nucleotides. RefSeq lists its product as uncharacterized. NCBI's taxonomy places the organism in Eukaryota, Fungi, Ascomycota, Sordariomycetes, Glomerellales, Glomerellaceae. Gene Ontology annotation, molecular function: protein binding. The transcript has 2 exons. The coding region runs from base 1 to 3225 and encodes 1074 amino acids. The record is from RefSeq and is a predicted model, not a curated record.
AUGACCAAAUCAGGGCAGUCAGGCACGGUGAUGGCCCCAAUGAGACGGACACUGUCCCUCAGCCCUUCAGUCGUCGGUGCUUUCUCCAGUCUAAAUCAUCAACCUCAAGACCCAACGGAAGAGGACUAUGACAGAGUGGAGCAGCUCAUGAUUGAUCAACGCGAAGAAGACGGAAACCGAAAAUCGGGCGACUACGGCUACAAAGAAGCAAAUCCAAUACUGUCCAAACUGGCCCAGGGCCUCAUUCCAGAUGCAACACCAGGGCUAGCUCAGGCGCUUCUAGAUUGUGGAGCCGACGUUUCCAUAGCCAAACCGAAGAGCACGAACCUUUUCAAAGUGUUUUCCGGAAAGGACCAGAUCGAGGAACGAAGUGAUGUCCUCUCGCUAGCUACCAAGAACUGCUCAAGCGACAUCCUCAUCGUCCUUGCUCAGGAUGCGGACGAACAAGCAAUUAACGAAGCGUUGCCUGUCGCUCUUCGUAUCGCCGACCCCAUCAAGACCAGUAUCCUGCUCGCGAAAGGUGCUGAUGCUAGUCCCCAUUGCGAACUCUUUCUCAAAUGCGUCGACUCGGCACCAAUUGAUAUGGUACUUCUUCUCCUACGAGAUCUCAAAGGGGCCUGUCGCCAAUGCAAGAAUAAAGGCCUCGUGCGCGCUGCGAAGGCAGGGAGUGUAAGGAAGGCAACUCUUCUUAUGGAAAAAGGAGCGGACAUCUCCUUCCAAGGAGGAGCAGCUCUGCUCGAAGCGAUUCGGAAGGGGAAAGAGGACGUUUCUUUUGCAAUCAUUUCUCGCACCCAAACCAAGCAGCAUUCCACCCUUCUGAAAGAGGCAGCAAAGUGUGCUCGCGAUCAUGGCCAACACCGAAUACAACAAGCAUGCAUCGACGCUGCUGCAAGCGACUCCGAAGCACCGAGCAACGCGACCCCGACGCAAACUUUAGUUGUUGUCAACGGGACCACUGUUGACUCAGCCUCCGCAAUAAGCAUCGAAAGUAUCUUGAUGUCGGCUGUCAACUCCGGUCGCCUCGAUACAAUACAGAAGCUUCUCUCUGAUGACACAUCGAGAAAAUUGUCCCCGAAGACUUUGGCUUCAGUCCUCAGUCAGGCCACUGAUUUACCUGACGUGAAGAUGGCUCAUCGUCUGAUUGAGAUGCUUCUUUCAACGGAUAUCAGAGGAGACGCCGUUUCCGACGCUCUCUGUCGCGUGUUGAGUAGGUCAAUACCGCCUGCCAAUGAAGAGGAUCGACUCCAAACCAUCCAGCUGCUCCUCAAGAAAGGUCGCGCAGAUGUCAAUGCCGAAAAGGGCAGCGCUGUGCUGCAGUCACUCAGCCCGAAUCGAGCCAAUAUACUCCGCUUACUCCUACAGCAUGACCCUUCGUCGGAUACCGUCGCCUUGUCAAUCGACGCAACAAUGAAGAUGGAUGUGGCAGCCGCACGACUUUCAACCUUGAGGCUCCUUGUCGACGGCGCCAAUAUUGCGAAGAGCGAGUACCUGCAAGGCGCCGCUGUAGCUGCGGCUUCAAGAAAUCUCGCCCUGGAUGUCCUGAAGUAUCUGUCCGAAUUCAUCACUUCUCCCACGAUCUUUAGCGGUGGGCUUAGCGCUCUCACAAAGGACGGAGAUACAUGGGCGUCUCCAAAGGGCCUUUACAUCAUUCAGUUCCUCCUGGACCAUGGUGCAUCGGGCCCCAAGCUCGAUGGCGCUAUGGCACGAGCUGCCUGCCUCUACAAUCGCGACGCUGUCCAACUCUUGGCAACAGCAACGGAUCCCGCAUCCCUCGAGCAGGCACUGAGCUUCGUUAUUGCAGCCUCUUCAGAUUGGCAGCUGCCUGCGAACCUCUGGCUCAUCCACUCACUGCUCGAGUGGGGUUGCGAAGGCACCAGUGUGAACCAAGCCUUGAUCAAUGCUGUCAGCGCACAUGUUGAAGGCCAUGAUCGGGAGCAUCUUAUUGAAACACUGCUUCGAGUUGGCCGGGGUGCUGAUGUGAACGACCAAGGCGGCAAAGUUUUGCAAAUUGCGGCGAGACGAGGCAACAUAAACCUUUUGAAGAAGCUGGGCUUGAACAACGCCGGACGACUGGCCUUGACCAACGCAUUUCAAACGCUCAUAACAUCCAUGAUGGAUCAGGGAACCGCAUUGGGUAUUCUUGACGUCUUGAUUGCGGCCUGCCAACGGAGUCGAACAAGAUUUGACGUCGAGGCUUUGCUCCCUGACGGCCGCUUCCCCGUGCAGGCAUGCAUAGCGACUCACUCAAAGGCUGAGGGACUCGCGAGGCGUCUCAUACAGCUGGGUUUUGCGGCCCAGCUCGGUCUCGCAGAACUCGUUGUCAAGCUACUUGAAGCUGGGGCCAAGCCAGGUGAUCGCGACAAUACUGGUCGUACCGCACUCUUCUUCGCAUCCGGCAGAGGCAACACGACUGCAGUUCAAGCUCUUCUCAAAGCGAAGGCUGCACCCAAUGAUGGCAGUCUUCAUGAGGCAGCAAGAAACAUGCACAGCGAGGUCAUCGAAGGCCUCAUUAAGGCAAAGCAUGAGCCGAACUUCCCCAGCAGCCUCCAUGAAGGACGCACGGCGCUUCAAGAACUUUGCUAUCGCAGCAACUGCAGCAAUAUCUCACCCGAACUAGAAGAUACCAUCCGCACUCUUGAAAAGGCUAAGGCAGAUCCGUUCGCCUCCCAUAGCAGCAUGAAUGCUCUGUUCCUGGCGCUCAAUAACACACGACCAUACCACAUCACGAAAGCCUUGCUCGAUAUCCAGCUAUGGCGAUACAUCAAUCAGGACAACAAUCUUUUCACUUAUGUGGACACUAAAACUUCGAUCAAAUACGCCUAUUCAGCCACCAUGUAUUUCAAGCACAAGCUCUACCGGGGCGAUCCUAGCCAUAUCCCACACCUAAUGCGUCUUCUCUCAGAGAAGUCCUGCCAAGACCGUUUCUUUGCCCAGUUUGAGCCACAUCAGCUCGAGGCACUUCAACCGGCCGGGGCCGUGGGCAUGCCGAAGGCCGUUCUGGAUGAGGAUGCUCGUCGGAGAGUGGACCAAGAGCGGAGACGCAUUCGUGAUCGAGAUCAUGCGGAUAGACUGCGACGUGAACAAGAAGAGGCGGUGCAUAGAGCAGAAAUCGAGGGCCGGCAGCACCAACUGAGACUCGAGCGACAGCAACAGACUAGUAUGCUUCAGGCGGCUGCGGCCGCGCAGCAAGCUGAAGCACGCAAUUCACGACGACAAAAUCAGUAG